Messenger RNA from Heterocephalus glaber (naked mole-rat), 4915 nucleotides. It is a transcript of the gene Agtpbp1, whose product is annotated as ATP/GTP binding carboxypeptidase 1. The record is from RefSeq and is a predicted model, not a curated record. Gene Ontology annotation, biological process: proteolysis; protein side chain deglutamylation; C-terminal protein deglutamylation. Gene Ontology annotation, molecular function: zinc ion binding; metallocarboxypeptidase activity. NCBI's taxonomy places the organism in Eukaryota, Metazoa, Chordata, Mammalia, Rodentia, Bathyergidae.
ACUCAGAGGAAUUGUCUACAGAGGAACUUCAGCAACUUCCGGCUGAGCAACAGAGGAUGGCAGCUGAGGAGCUUUCUGAAGAGGAGGGGGAAUAUCAGUAAACAGUGCAGCAAACUUCUUCUGAAAUAAAGGAAAUCCUGAGAAAUGGACAGAGCUACAAACAUUUGUAGAGAAGACCCACCCAGACAGAGAAAAAGCCAAUCGUUACAUUCACUUGCUUGGUGACAAUGUCAUGUCAUACAGCAGAACAGAGUUAAAGACAGAAACAGACAACCUCAGACCAGGUUUUAGUUCUGGAAAGGUGGAGACCUUUGAGCCAGAAGCAGGUCUCACUGGGCUACAGACUCCCAAAGAGAGAGAGAACACAAGAGAUCCAGAUUCCUGAUGUUCUUAUGGAAGGGGACUCUCCUUCCAAACAAUAACCACCUUCCAGUUCAACUUCGCUUACUGCAAGUCAAAUGUGUUACGAAUAAUUCUCGGGUUGUGGGACUCUUGGCUCAGCUGGAGAAGAUCAAUACUGAAUCUGCAGAAUCAGAUACUGGUAGACAUGUUACAUCAAAAAUUCUUCAUCUGGUUCAAAGUCAAGAAAAAACAAGGAGAGAAAUGACAGCCAAAGGUUCUACGGCAGUAGAUGUUCUGCUGUCAACCUUAGAGAACACGAAAGAUCUUCAAACUACGCUAAAUAUUUUAAGCAUUCUGGUUGAGCUGGUAUCAGCUGGUGGAGGCCGAAGAGGAAGUUUCUUAGUUGCCAAAGGUGGUUCACAGAUACUGUUACAAUUACUUGUGAAUGCCAGCAAAGAAUCUCCCCCACAUGAAGAGCUGGUGGUCCAGGUUCAUUCUGUUCUUGCCAAGAUUGGACCAAAAGAUAAAAAAUUUGGAGUGAAAGCUAGAAUUAAUGGAGCGCUGAACAUAACCCUGAAUUUGGUAAAACAGAAUUUGCAGAAUCAUCGCUUGGUUCUACCUUGUCUUCAGCUUUUACGAGUAUAUUCUGCCAACUCUGUGAAUUCAGUAACCUUAGGGAAAAACGGAGUUGUGGAACUGAUGUUUAAAAUCAUUGGACCAUUUAGUAAGAAGAAUUCAGGUCUUAUGAAGGUUGCUUUAGACACUCUUGCUGCAUUGCUAAAAUCAAAAACAAAUGCCAGGAGAGCUGUAGACAGAGGAUAUGUCCAAGUGCUUUUAACAAUUUAUGUAGAUUGGCACCGCCAUGAUAAUCGACAUAGAAACAUGCUUAUUCGGAAAGGAAUUUUGCAGAGCUUAAAAAGUGUUACAAACAUCAAGUUGGGAAGAAAAGCCUUUAUCACUGCCAAUGGGAUGAAGAUUCUGUAUAACACCUCACAAGAGUGUUUGGCAGUCCGGACUCUUGAUCCUCUUGUAAAUACUUCCAGUCUGAUAAUGAGGAAGUGUUUCCCCAAAAAUCGCCUGCCACUUCCAACAAUUAAAAGUUCUUUCCAUUUCCAGUUACCAGUUAUGCCUGUGAGUGGACCUGUGGCCCAGCUUUACAGUUUACCCCCUGAAGUGGAUGACGUAGUAGAUGAAAGUGAUGACAACGAUGAUAUUGAUUUAGAACCUGAAAAUGAAAUCGAAAAUGAAGACGACCUAGAUCAGAAUUUUAAGAAUGAUGAUAUUGAAACAGAUAUUAACAAAUUAAAACCACAGCAAGUACCAGGACGAACAAUAGAUGAACUAAAAAUGUAUGAACACCUCUUCCCUGAGCUUGUUGAUGAUUUCCAGGACUAUGAUUUAAUCUCCAAAGAACCAAAGCCUUUUGCAUUUGAUGGGAAAGUACGUGGCCCUAUUGUUGUUCCCACAGCUGGAGAGGAAGCAUCUGGGAAUGUGGGCAGUUUAAGAAAAGGAGCUGUACUGAAGGAGAAAGUAUCUCCUAAAAGAGAAGAAGAUGAGAAGAAGCCUGCCUCUGUGGGUAUAGCAAGAGAAGAUGUUAAAGAUAAUGACAGAGCAUUACAGCAGCCGUCAGAUGAUCAGAACAAAACUUUUCCAUCUGCCUCUGGUUUAAACAGCGAUAUUGUGAAGGCCUUGGACAGAAUCACAUUGCAGAAUAUUCCCACACAGACAGCCCCAGGCUUGACUGCGGGAAUGAAGAAGGACUGUGGUCUCCCGCUUACUGUUCUUACAUGCACCAAAGCCUGUCCUCAUAUGGCCACUUACGGGAAUGUUCUCUUUGAGGGCCGGACAGUUCAGCUGGGGAAGCUCUGCUGUACUGGAGUUGAAACAGAAGAUGAUGAAGAUACUGAGUCUAAUUCAUCAGUUGAACAAGCAUCAGUUGAAGUACCUGAUGGACCAACCCUUCAUGACCCAGACCUCUAUGUUGAGCUUGUGAAGAACACAAAGUCUGUCCCAGAAUAUUCAGAGGUCGCCUAUCCUGAUUAUUUUGGUCACAUUCAGCCUCCGUUCAAAGAGCCUAUCUUAGAAAGGCCCUAUGGUGUACAAAGGACAAAAAUUGCCCAAGAUAUUGAGAGGCUAAUACAUCAGAGUGACAUCAUAGAUCGGGUGGUAUAUGACUUAGAUAACCCAAAUUACACAAUUCCAGAAGAAGGAGAUAUUUUGAAGUUUAACUCCAAAUUUGAAUCUGGGAAUCUACGCAAAGUAAUUCAAAUUAGAAAAAAUGAAUAUGAUCUUAUUCUUAACUCCGAUAUAAACAGCAAUCAUUAUCAUCAGUGGUUUUACUUUGAAGUCAGUGGAAUGAGACCAGGUGUGGCUUACAGGUUUAACAUCAUUAACUGUGAAAAGUCCAACAGUCAGUUUAAUUAUGGUAUGCAACCACUCAUGUAUUCAGUUCAGGAAGCAUUAAAUGCCAGACCAUGGUGGAUUCGGGUGGGAACUGACAUUUGUUACUAUAAAAAUCACUUCUCAAGAAGUUCAGUUGCUGCAGGUGGGCAAAAAGGAAAAUCUUACUAUACCAUUACAUUCACUGUCAAUUUUCCACAUAAAGAUGAUGUUUGCUACUUCGCUUAUCACUAUCCAUAUACAUAUUCUACUUUACAGAUGCAUCUUCAAAAAUUGGAAUCAGCACACAAUCCUCAGCAAAUCUAUUUUCGAAAAGAUGUGUUAUGUGAAACCCUGUCUGGAAACAGCUGUCCCUUGGUGACUAUAACCGCAGUGCCAGAGUCUAAUUAUUAUGAGCAUAUCUGUCAAUUCAGAAGUCGCCCGUAUGUAUUCUUAUCUGCUCGGGUCCAUCCUGGAGAAACCAAUGCAAGUUGGGUUAUGAAAGGAACAUUGGAAUAUCUCAUGAGUAAUAACCCUACUGCUCAGAGCUUACGAGAGUCCUAUAUAUUUAAAAUUGUUCCUAUGCUAAAUCCAGAUGGUGUCAUCAAUGGAAAUCACCGCUGUUCUUUAAGUGGAGAGGAUUUGAACAGACAAUGGCAAAGUCCAAAUCCAGAUUUACAUCCUACAAUUUACCAUGCGAAAGGGUUGCUUCAGUACCUUGCUGCAGUGAAACGUUUACCUCUGGUUUAUUGUGAUUAUCAUGGCCAUUCCCGAAAGAAGAAUGUGUUUAUGUAUGGCUGCAGUAUCAAAGAGACAGUGUGGCAUACCAAUGACAAUGCAACUUCAAGUGAUGUUGUGGAAGACAUGGGAUACAGGACUUUGCCGAAAAUACUGAGCCAUAUUGCUCCAGCAUUUUGUAUGAGCAGCUGUAGCUUUGUAGUAGAAAAAUCUAAAGAGUCCACAGCACGGGUUGUGGUUUGGCGGGAAAUAGGAGUGCAGAGAAGUUAUACCAUGGAGAGCACCCUGUGUGGCUGUGAUCAAGGGAAGUACAAGGGGUUACAGAUUGGUACUCGAGAAUUAGAAGAGAUGGGAGCCAAAUUUUGUGUUGGUCUAUUGCGUUUGAAAAGACUGACAUCCUCUUUGGAGUAUAACCUGCCCUCCAGUCUGCUUGACUUUGAAAAUGACUUAAUUGAAUCAGACUGCAAAGUAACUAGAAUUAGACCCUGCUCUGACCUGAAUGGACUUUAUGUACACCGAUCUGUGCCCAGCUGGGGGAGCAGCACUGUGGCCAUGCUGUCCUUAGAUCUCAUGGCUGUCGCUCACCCACCCACACACCAUGUGGAUCUGUCCUCUUCCUGCUGUGGCCGGGCAUCUCCAUGGUUCUGGUUGGUUUCCCAGCACCAGUUCCAGUACACAGCUUUUGAGCACAUAUGUCUCCUCCGUGCAUUUUCAUUAUCAUUUCUUCUCCAGCAAGAAGCCCUACCACUUACGUUAUGGACGAAGAUGAACCUCGAUUCCUUGAAGAAGUUGAUUACAGUGCAGAAAGUAAUGAUGAGUUAGACAUUGAAUUGGCUGAAAACGCAGGAGAUUAUGAACCUUCUGCUCAAGAAGAAGUGCUUUCUGACUCUGAAUUAUCACGAACCUUCUUACAUUGAGCCUUCUGCCAUCUCUUAUUAAUUGCAAAGAAGAAAUGAAAUGUCUUGGUUUAUAAUAGACAGAAAAUUUGAGAGAAAUGAGCUUACAAAGAACUGACUCAAAAAGACAAGUAACUUGGGCCUGUUUGGUUUCAAGACAAUAAAUAUAUUACUAAUUCAUGAUAAAACUGGUACUUGUUUUAUUUGAGAUGUUCAGUGUGCUUUAUAUAGCAUUGAAUUAUCAAAUAAUGGAUUUCCUUGAAAAAGAACCCUGAAUAUCAUUGCAUGAAUUUCUAUCACCUUUGGUUAUAUUGUGCAUCAAAUGGAUAAUUUUGAAGUUAUCAGAAUAUAAAAUUAAAUUCUAGAGUUGCUGAAAACUAAUAUAUAUGUAUGUGGAUUUCUAUAGAUGUGUUUGUGUGUAGGUGGAUAGAUAUUGAAGAUAAGGCUGUUCUUCAGAAUCAUGUCAACUGUUGGAUUGUGACUAAAGUAAUUCAGAAUUUGCCCUGAAACCAUUACAUUCUACAUUUAACAAAUUAAAUAAAACUAUAUUAAACACUGUA